Molecule: messenger RNA, 3633 nt
Organism: Acipenser ruthenus (sterlet)
Lineage: Eukaryota; Metazoa; Chordata; Actinopteri; Acipenseriformes; Acipenseridae
Product: sugar transporter SWEET1-like
Exons: 6
Coding region: 494-1153 (219 amino acids)
Biological process (GO): carbohydrate transport
Cellular component (GO): membrane
Molecular function (GO): sugar transmembrane transporter activity
Source: RefSeq, a predicted model, not a curated record
GUCUUUGAAAUUAAUAUAAAAACAUAAUUCCCCCCAAAAAACAUUAUGUUGUAAAGUAUUUCUCAAUACAAAUGACAAAUAACACAGAUAAAUACAUUUUCAGAUCCGUUCACUUUAAAUAUUUGAAGCACACCCAUAUUACGUCAUUACAAUACGCGUGUUAGCAUUGGCUGAAAACUUAACUCCCAACACCGCUGGUAAAAGUGGUUCAAACAAACCGUCUCUGUGCUUUACAAUAGAGUCAUUAAUUGUAUUUUUUUUUUAUCAACGUUUAUUUAGUUGCCAGACAAGCGAGGGACCGACCGCCCAUUAUUUAUAGUAUUACUUCCUGUAGUUCCACGUAAUAAUUUUCUACCUGUGUGUGUUCUGAAUGUUUUCAUGGUUAAUAUCGUGCUUCAUGUGUUCCAUUGAUCGAUUUCAAUAAUAAUAAUAAUAAUAAUAAUAAUAAUAAUAAUAAUAAUAAUAAUUAGCAAGGAAGUAACUUCUGCACCUUAUGGAGUUGGUGCAUUUGCUGUCAUGGGCCUGCAUCGUUUUCACCGUCUGCAUGUUUUCCACGGGGCUGUCAGACCUGCGGAAGAUGUAUUUCUCCCGAAGCACAGAGAAUGUUCAGCUCCUGCCCUUCCUCACCACCAACCUCAAUAACCUGGGCUGGCUCUACUACGGCCUUCUGAAGGACGACUGGACUCUCAUUACUGUCAAUCUGAUCGGAGCCACGCUGCAGACCGCCUACAUGCUGGCCUACUUCUUCUACUCCGUGGAAAAGAGGAAGGUUCUGCUGCAGACUGGGCUGGCCUCGGCAGUGCUGUGCUCGGCCUGCUUUUACUUCUCAGUCCAGGUGCCGGAUUUGAGCGUGCGGCUCAGCCAGCUGGGCCUCUUCUGCAGCGUGUUCACCAUCAGCAUGUACCUCUCCCCUCUGGCGGACCUGGCUAAGAUCCUGAAGUCCCGCUCCACUGAGUGCCUCUCGUUCCCACUCUGUGUGGCCACUUUUCUCACCUCGACCUCCUGGACUCUGUACGGCCUGCAGCUCAACGACCUGUACAUCAUGGUUCCUAACACCCCUGGCAUUGUCACCAGCCUGCUCAGAUUCUGGCUGUUCUGGCAGUAUCCCUCCGCAGGACAGGGCAAGCUCUCCUAUAGGACACUGCAGGCUUGAGGGGGGCGGGGCCAGGCAGCUGGGAACCAAUGAGAGCCUCCGGUCGGUCCCCUCGCUCCUCAGCGGUUGGAAUUCAAAGUUGCACAACAACCCGCCGCCGCUCCCCCACUGCCGUUCUGUUCGUUACUCAGUGUACUGAUGCGCUGUCCUUCUGAGAGAGCUUCUCAAACUGCGUUCGCUUCUGUACUGCGGGAGAGACAUCGCGGCUACGUGCCAAAAAUCCCCGAUCCCGAGCCGAGACCAACCAUCCAGGACCGGGACACCGAGACCAAAGAACCGAGGCGCAGAGACGCAGAAGAGCGAUCGCUCCGCCAGCGCCGGCAUCGCGGUGCGUCAGGCAGGAGAGCUGGAAGGAUGUUCCGUGCAUUUCCAACUUCCUGCCUUCCGUCCUGAACGCUACUCCAUUCGUGCCUUCACUCUCCCCCUCUCUCUCUAUCUGUAGUUUGUAACCCUCUCUCUCUUCCCCCUCUCUCUAUCUGUAGUUUGUAACCCUCUCUCUCUCUUCCCCCUCUCUCUCGUCCCCUCUCUCUCUCUCGUUUGUAACCCUCUCUCCCUGCCUCUCUCUAUCUCUCUGUAGUUUGUAACCCUCUCUCUCUCUUCCCCCUCUCUCUCGUCCCCUCUCUCUCUCUCGUUUGUAACCCUCUCUCCCUGCCUCUCUCUCUCUCUCGUUUGUAACCCUCUCUCUCUCUCGUUUGUUACCCUCUCUCCCUGCCUCUCUCUAUCUCUCUGUAGUUUGUAACCCUCUCUCCCUCUCUAUCUCUCUGUAGUUUUGUAACCCUCUCUCUCUCCCCCCCCCUCUCUCUCUCUCGUUUGUAACCCUCUAUCUAUCCCUCUGUAGUUUGUUAGCCUCUCUCUUCCCCCUCUCUCUCUCGUCCCCCCUCUCUCUCUCUCGUUUGUAACCCUCUCUCCCUCUCUAUCUCUCUGUAGUUUGUAACCCUCUCUCUCUCUAGUUUGUAACCCUCUAUCUCUCCCUCUGUAGUUUGUUAGCCUCUCUCUUCCCCCUCUCUCUCUCGUCCCCCCUCUCUCUCUCUCGUUUGUUACCCUCUCUCCCUGCCUCUAUCUAUCUCUCUGUAGUUUGUAACCCUCUCUCCCUCUCUAUCUCUCUGUAGUUUUGUAACCCUCUCUCUCUCCCCCCCCUCUCUCUCUCUCGUUUGUAACCCUCUAUCUAUCCCUCUGUAGUUUGUUAGCCUCUCUCUUCCCCCUCUCUCUCUCGUCCCCCCUCUCUCUCUCUCGUUUGUUACCCUCUCUCCCUGCCUCUAUCUAUCCCUCUGUAGUUUGUAACCUCUCUCUCUCCCUCAAAUUCAAAUUGGCUUUAUUGGCAUGACAAUAAAAAUUAUUGUGUUGCCAAAGCACAUACAUGCAUACCCGACUCAAAUAUACAGACAAAUAUACAGACAAAGAAAUGUUUUAAUACUAACAGUAUCCCUCCUCCCUCUAUAUUAAACAGUACCUCCCUCUCUCUCUCUCUCUCUCUCUCUCUCUCCAUCUCCAUCUCCCCCUUAGUGUGUAUCCUCUCUCUCAUCCUACUCUCUCUGCUAAAUUAACUAUCUGGACCAUUUUAGGAUUUUUCAACGAAGUGACUUAAACAAAGAAUCAAUACGUGCCUUUUUUAUUUACUAUAAAAAUGUUUUAUAUUAUAGCUGUCGGAAGAUUGUAAGCUUGAAAAAAGACUUUAGUUUACAAGUGACUUUAAAUAUAUAUAUAUAUAUAUUUUCAUUAUACGAAUGUAUUGUAUUACAGCUGGCUGAAUCUGUACCUGUUUCCAAACAGCAAUGAUUUUAGCCUCUUGUUUAUGUACUUUGUUAAAAGUUGUAAAAUAUGUAAUCUCUCUCUUUUUUUUUUUUCUUUCUGCUAAAGUUGCAAAAAGUUUCUAAAUCCACUCCCGGGACUAUUAAUAAGAACAAUCAAAAUUAUUAUAAUUUUUUUUAAAUCUAGAAUUGAGUCUGUGGUGUGCUCCUGUCUCUUACUGUGAUAAGAUGCGUGUUGUGAAACGGCAAGGACAGAGGGAGCGAUCUCAUUGGCUAACGAGUGUUCCGCCCUGCGCAGAUACGUCGCCAUAGCAACACGGCUGGGGACUUUCAGAACUGUGCCUUCCUGUUUGAUAAUUAGGGUUGAGGGUCACUUCCUGUUUCUCGAUGCCAUCUCCAGUUCCUUUUUAAAACCAAUUCCCGUAUCCCUUUUAAUCAAUUCCGACACGUCACCUCUGAUCAGAAUUGCAGUGGAGCAGCGUUCUGUUAAAAUGAGCUUCUCACAACAGCGGCGACACGUGACUUCAACUGAAGCCGCUGUUUGUGAGUCGAUUAAACUGCUGAACAAUCACAGUGAUUAUUACAACUAAAAUAUCCAUUCCGAUUCCUCUGAAGAAACUGAUCAACAGGAACUGACCGCCACACUGUUUGAUAACUUUGAUCUCCGUUUGGAAAAAGGGGGCGUCUUUCUGUGUUUUCAUAAUUGUAAUAAAAUCUAUAUAUUUCUUGGGA